GUGAGGAAAAGGAGAGCAGGAUGUACAUGAGGAACCCUGUCUCUGCUCAGCUGGCCCUGGAUGGUGCUGGGACCAUGGUGAACUGCUCCAUCAAGUCCGAGGAGAAGAAGGACCCUUGCCAUGGGGACCCCCAGGCUUCGGCAGCUGUGGCCGAGCCCCAGCCUGGAGACCCAGCCCGGGACCCCGCCGAUGCUGCUGACCCCCAAGCUCCAGCUCAGGAGUGUAGCUCUCCGGAGAGCAGCGGGUCCCCAGAGCCCAAGAGACCAGGCACCUCUGAGGCAGCUUCUGGAGGCCAGGAGAAGCUGGACUUCAACCGCAACCUCCAGGAGGUCGUGCCGGCCAUCGAGAAGCUACUGUCCAGCGACUGGAAGGAGCGGUUUCUGGGAAGAAACUCCGUGGAAACCAAAGAUGUCAAAGGGACCCAAGAGAGCCUGGUGGAGAAGGAGCUGCAGCUUCUGGUCAUGAUCCACCAGCUGUCCACCCUGCGGGACCAGCUCCUGACCGCCCAUUCGGAGCAGAAGAACAUGGCCGCCAUGCUGUUCGAGAAGCAGCAGCAGCAGAUGGAGCUGGCCCGGCAGCAGCAGGAGNAGAUCGCCAAGCAGCAGCAGCAGCUGAUCCAGCAGCAGCAUAAGAUCAACCUCCUUCAGCAGCAGAUACAGCAGGUCAACAUGCCUUAUGUCAUGAUCCCAGCCUUCCCCCCGAGCCACCAGCCUCUGCCCGUCGCCCCCGACUCCCAGCUGGCCCUGCCCAUCCAGCCCAUCCCCUGCAAGCCAGUGGAGUACCCGCUGCAGCUGCUGCACAGCCCCCCUGCGCCCGUGGUGAAGAGGCCAGGGGCCAUGGCCGCCCAUCACCCCCUGCAGGAGCCCUCCCAGCCCCUGAACCUCACAGCCAAGCCCAAGGCUCCUGAGCUGCCCAACAGCUCCAGCUCCCCCAGUCUGAAGAUGGGCACCUCUGGGGCCCGGCCCCCCAGCCACGGCACGGCCGCACGAGACCGGCCGUCCAGCCCGCCCAGCCUGCCUCUGGGCUUCCUGGGAGAGGGGGAUGCGGUCACCAGAGCCAUCCAGGACGCCCGGCAGCUGCUGCACAGCCACAGUGGGGCCUUGGAGAGCUCCCCCAGCACCCCGUUCCGCAAGGACCUCAUCGGCCUGGACUCAUCCCCGGCCAAGGAGCGGCUGGAGGAGAGCUGUGUGCACCCUCUGGAGGAAGCCAUGUUGAGCUGUGACGUGGACGGCUCCCGCCACUUCCCCGAGUCCCGAAACAACAGCCACAUCAAGAGACCCAUGAAUGCCUUCAUGGUGUGGGCCAAGGAUGAGCGGAGGAAGAUCCUCCAAGCCUUCCCGGACAUGCAUAACUCCAGCAUCAGCAAGAUUCUCGGCUCGCGCUGGAAGUCCAUGAGCAACCAGGAGAAGCAGCCUUACUACGAGGAGCAGGCGCGGCUAAGCCGGCAGCACCUGGAGAAGUACCCGGAUUACAAGUACAAGCCGCGGCCCAAGCGCACCUGCAUCGUGGAGGGCAAGCGGUUGCGCGUGGGCGAGUACAAGGCCCUGAUGCGGACCCGCCGCCAGGACGCGCGUCAGAGCUUCGCCAUCCCCUCACAGGCAGGCCAGGUGCAGAUGAGCCCGUCGGAUGUUCUGUACCCCCGGGCUGCAGGGGCGCCCCUGGCACAGCCACUGGUGGAGCACUGUGUGCCCCAGAUCCUGGACCCCAACAUGCCUGUGAUCGUCAACACCUGCAGCCUCAGGGAGGCGGGGGAGGGCACCGAGGACAGGCACUCGGUGGCCGAUGGCGAGAUGUACCGGUACAGCGAGGACGAGGACUCGGAGGCCGACGAGAAGAGCGACGGGGAGCUGGUGGUGCUCACGGACUGAGUGGGCCUGUUGGUACUUCAACUUGGGCAGCCCGGGCUGGGCAGAGCUGUGCACUUGUAGAUACUUUGGUGGGGGAGGGCCCUCCUCCGACGC
Fukomys damarensis (Damara mole-rat) is the source of this 1961-nucleotide messenger RNA. It is a transcript of the gene Sox13, whose product is annotated as SRY-box transcription factor 13. The record is from RefSeq and is a predicted model, not a curated record. Gene Ontology annotation, cellular component: nucleus. Bases 21 to 1868 code for a protein of 615 amino acids. NCBI's taxonomy places the organism in Eukaryota, Metazoa, Chordata, Mammalia, Rodentia, Bathyergidae. Gene Ontology annotation, biological process: cell fate commitment; regulation of transcription by RNA polymerase II. The transcript is spliced from 14 exons. Gene Ontology annotation, molecular function: DNA-binding transcription factor activity, RNA polymerase II-specific; RNA polymerase II cis-regulatory region sequence-specific DNA binding.